Messenger RNA from Penicillium antarcticum, 1605 nucleotides. Its product is annotated as NADPH-adrenodoxin reductase. The record is from RefSeq and is a predicted model, not a curated record. Gene Ontology annotation, biological process: ubiquinone biosynthetic process. Gene Ontology annotation, cellular component: mitochondrion. The coding region runs from base 1 to 1605 and encodes 534 amino acids. NCBI's taxonomy places the organism in Eukaryota, Fungi, Ascomycota, Eurotiomycetes, Eurotiales, Aspergillaceae. The transcript has 3 exons.
AUGCGCUUGAACACGGCUUUCGUAUGUGCUCAAUGCACUGCGCGGACUGCCUACAGGCCUCUACGACAUAAGAAAUUUGUAUCACAGUUCAUUUCGCCGCGCCGUUUCAACAGCCAUGUCACGCAAACUGGCGGACCAGUUCGUGUUGCUAUCGUGGGCUCUGGCCCAGCAGGGUUCUACGCUGCCUAUCGACUGCUGGCUAAACACGAAGGUGCAAUAGUUGACAUGUAUGAGAAGCUACCCGUGCCAUUUGGUCUUGCUCGGUAUGGUGUUGCGCCGGAUCAUCCCGAAGUCAAGAACUGUGAGGAUAAAUUCACAGAAGUAGCCACCUCUCCACGCUUCAACUUCGUCGGGAAUAUCGACCUCGGCAACGAUCUCCCGCUUUCCGCACUCAAACCUCACUACGAUGCCAUUCUGUUCGCCUACGGAGCCGCAAAGGAUAAGGAGCUAGGAAUUCCCGGCGAGCAAGCACUGAAGAGCGUACACUCCGCCCGCGCCUUCGUAGGGUGGUACAAUGGUCUCCCCGAACACCGGAAUCUCGAUCCCGACCUAACGAGUGGGGAGGAUGCUGUGAUUGUCGGGCAGGGCAAUGUUGCACUAGACGUUGCCCGUAUUCUUCUUUCGGAUGUCGAUGCACUCCGUAAGACCGAUAUCGCAGACUAUGCGCUCGAGAAGCUUGCUACAAGUCGCAUUAAACGAGUGCGAGUUGUUGGGCGUCGCGGACCGCUCCAGGCUGCAUUCACCAUCAAGGAGGUCCGUGAGAUGCUUCAACUUCCUGGUGUCUCAUUCGAUCCGAUCCCGAAGGAUGUCUUUCCGCCCGACGAUGUAGUCUCGGCAUUGCCCCGGGCGCAGAAGCGUCUAAUGCAGCUUUUGGCUAAGGGGUCAGCCAACGAUCCUCGGGGAUGUCCCAAGUCGUGGUCUUUAGACUUUUUACUUGCACCCGACUCACUAUGCUGGUCCCCAGAGUAUCCUUACCAUCUGUCUCAUGCGAGAUUUUCUCGCAAUGAACUCGAUCCUUCCGAUCCUCAUAGCCCCAGUUCGAAGGUGUUCCCCAAGCACUUAUCGAGUGGAAAGCGUGCGCAGGUUAAUCUCCCUGCCAGCGUGUUCUUCCGCAGUGUUGGCUAUAAAUCACUUCCUCUCCCCGGGCUAGAGGAUCUCGGUAUUGACUUCGAUGCCGAACGCGGAAUCAUUCCGAACGAUGGUUUCGGUCGCGUAACAAGUCUUUCAGGUAAGGGAGCAUCCGAGAAACUACCAGAUGGAUCUCAGAUCUCCACCUUGCCUGGUUUAUAUUGUGCUGGUUGGGUCAAGCGGGGUCCUACGGGAGUAAUCGCUUCAACCAUGACCGACGCCUUUACUACCGCCGACAACCUAGCCCAGGAUUUAGCAAAGCGUGCUGGGUCUCAGUCCUUGCUUCAUGCACCUGAACAAGGCAGUGGGCUCGGCUGGGAUGGAGUUAAGGCCGAGGCUGAACGCCGCGGUCUCCGGCCUACAUCCUGGAAGGACUGGUUGAAGAUCGAUGCCGCUGAGAAAGAACGUGGUCAAGAAAAGGGCAAGCCCCGGAGUAAACUUGGCCGUGUAGAAGAAAUGCUGGAGGUGCUUGAUUGA